Messenger RNA from Syngnathus typhle (broad-nosed pipefish), 3460 nucleotides. Its product is annotated as nectin-3-like protein. Gene Ontology annotation, biological process: heterophilic cell-cell adhesion; homophilic cell-cell adhesion. The record is from RefSeq and is a predicted model, not a curated record. Lineage: Eukaryota; Metazoa; Chordata; Actinopteri; Syngnathiformes; Syngnathidae. The transcript has 6 exons. Gene Ontology annotation, cellular component: adherens junction; apical junction complex. Bases 388 to 1938 code for a protein of 516 amino acids.
AAGGACUUAACCAUUUUGAUUUUGAAAAUGUCCUCACCAAUAUUAGUUGAAUCUUUUUAUACCUUGAUUGUAGUACAGUGCUGUUAUGAUGACUGUUGACUUGAGAAGGUAAUAUUGGUGUAUUUUUCAUCCCAGAGCUUUGAUGGAGUGGAAGUACAAAAAGGUGGUAUUUCAUUUCCCACGCUCUAACGGUUUUUUAGUGAUGUUGCGUUUUUGGUUUUGUUACUUGGAGUGGUACAUUCCACUUUAGUUUCCAGGCGAGACGUUUUCCGUCCGAGUGGUACAGCCCACUUUUCUCGCGGAGGCAGGCAGGCAGGCAAGUAAGUCAGGCAGGCAGUCGGGCAGUCGGGCUGACGGGCUGAAUUCCAUCCCCAGUUGGGACGCGCGAUGUCGAGCACACUCCGGCGCAGCCCAGCCCACGGAGCCAUGGAGCCACUCUACCGACUUUUAGCAACGCUCCUCGUCGUUUACGGACCCGCCGGCGUCGGCGGCGACCUGGUGCUGGUCCCCGAGAAAGUGGACGCCGUGCUGGGCAAGAGGAUCACGCUGGGCUGCCACAUCAAGUUGGUGCCCAACAUCACGCUCAUCCAGAGCUCGUGGGAGCGGCAGAUCGCUUCGGGCAGGGAGGUCCUGGCCGUGUACCACGUGGACCACGGCACGUACGUCGACCCCGAGUUUGCCGCCCGCGUGGCCUUUGUUCCCACCAGCACCAACCGAGCGGUCAACAUCUCCCUGAGCGGCGUGACUCUGGAAGAUGGGGGCGCGUACACCUGCAAGGUGUCCACUUUCCCGCUGGGGAACGGCCAGGCGACCACCCAACUCAACGUCUUAGUGGAGCCCAAGGCCUACGUGUCGGCCGGGCCCGACACCCUGCUGGAAGGCGAGGCCGAGUCGCUGGUGGCCACCUGCGUGGCCGAGCGCGGCCUUCCCGCCGCCGAGGUCUCCUGGGAGGCGGAGCUGAGCGGGCGCGUGGAGACGCGCCGGCGCGACGAGGCAGACGGCACGGCCAGCGUGCACCUGCGCUACUUGUGGACCCCCGGGAGCGCCGCCCAGGGCAAGAACCUCACCUGCGUGGUGCGCCACCCCACGCUGGAGACGGACUUUCGCAUCGUCUACGUGCUCAAUGUUCACUUUGCGCCGACGGUCCGCAUGGAGGGCAACGAGCAAAACUGGUACGCCGGACAAGCCAACGUCACGUUGAGCUGCAACGCUCGGGCCAACCCGCCCGUCCGGGAGUAUCGCUGGGCCAGGUUGGACGGCCCCAUGCCGGAGCGCGUCGCCGUCACGUCCAACAGGCUGGCCUUCACACGGCCGCUGACGCUGAACGACUCGGGCGUGUACCGCUGCCAAGCCACCAAUGACAUCGGCGCGGGCAGCCGGGACGUGUCCCUCUGGGUCCAAGAACCCCCUUCCACCACAGCGGCGACCGCCACCACCACCAGCCCGCCCGGCGGCGGCGCGGCCAGCACGGCGCGCUCCCCGUUGACCUCGCCCACGCUGGCCCCCGCGCGGGACAACGAGACGCUGGGCCUGGUGGCGGGCGGCGCGGCGGGCGGCGCGCUGGUCCUGAUCCUGGCUGUGCUGGCCGUCUGCUUCUCGUUGCUGCGCAAGCGGCGCACCUUCCGGGGCGACUACUACACCAAGCAGUACCUGGGCCCGUCGGACGUGCAGAAGGAGACGCAGGUGGACGUCCUGCAGCCGCACGAGGUUUACGGAGACAAAGGCAGCCAGGAGUUCAAGUCCAAACUGUGCGGCGACGUCAUCUGCGACGGCGACGUCUGGGCCGAGCCGGACCUCGCCUAUUGCCCCGACGACUACCAGCAGACGCGGCACCCGCACGGGCUCAGCAACGGCUCGCCGUACCUCCCGGACGGCGACGGCGACUACGUGGCGCACCAGGACGGGUCGGUCAUCUCGCGGCGGGAGUGGUACGUCUGAGUUCAAGCCCUUCACCUCGACGCAUUGACCUCUUGGAAGCUCUCGCCGUCGAGUGACAAAAGGCGCGAGGCUUUCCGACACACUACUGAGAUGACUGACUGACUGGCUGGCCUUGGCUGGCCGGCCUUGGCAGAUGUCAAAGACGCACGCGCACACACCUGCUGGAGGAGCGCCUCCGUUUACCAAAGCUUGCUUCACAUUGGCAAAGGCCAAAGCAAAUGGGAUGGAUGGAACCCGCAAGCAAGCAAGCUGAGUGACAAACUUUGCAUGUCCAGGAAACGCUCGGAAAAAGCUCAACCAGAAAUAUCGGGACAAAUCUUUGCGGUCCUCCCAGGGACAUCAGGAUGCCUCACCAGGAAAAUCGAAAAGAAAUAGUUUGGCUGGAGGAGGAGGAGGAGGAGGACGUCUUUGUGGAGACAUUGUUAGACUCUGACAUCAGCUGAGAAAAAGUGCAAGAAAGUGGAGAGGGGAAGACACGUUCCCCAGAAAGAGGAGGAGACUCGGGCCGGCCGGGCCUGUGUCGCAACGGCGCUUCGGCAAAGCGCUGACAUCAUCGCUAACUUGCACUUUUUUCCUCUCUGCCCUCCAAGAGGAAGCGUGCAAGCCUGGCGGGCGGGCGAGAGCCUCGGCCUCCGCUUUGGCCAAAGCAAAUCCGGCCGUCCAGAGUCCAGAUGCCUUGGGAUGAUUGAUGGCAUCUUUCCAAAAAGAAAAGACGUGUCACACAUGUCACCUUCAGCUCCAAAAUGUGAUUAUUUUUGGGGGGGGGGGGGGGGGGGAAAUGCAUUGCCCUGUGUCUCCACCUCUUUGGGGGUUUUGUGCUGCUGCUUGUGGGCGCAUCCCGUCCCCGCCCUCGCUGAGAAUAAACCUCUUUAAUGUCUCACAGAGAAGCCUGCAGGGGGGCGCGGCGGAGGCGGCCCGCAACUCCCUGGCUAAAUGGCGCCUUCUCCACACAUCUGCAAAACAAAUCCACCUUUUGCGUUUAGGAGGCAAGACAGAAGAAGUUGGGCUUUUGGAAAAGUCUUUUUGCAAGCACUCAUCAAGGGUCCAAAGUACUGUUUCAGUUGAUCACAAAAGUGUUUUUUUUUCCCCAUGUUGGCAGAUCCUUCUUUUUUUUUUUUUUUUUUCUCUUCCCCAUGAUGAAUGCAAAACUUUCUGGAUUUCAGGAAGGAGCGUUUGUACGUGGAGCACUUUGCUCAAGCACAAGCGUCUUCUUCACCUCAUCGACCAUUUUGUCGGUUCGCGUUAGCUUCGGCCGUUUGGGUGCCUUACUUUGUCUCUGAGAUUUCAAGACGCGACAAAAGCUUGUUUGUCUUGCUCGUUUUCAAUGGGACGCGUCCAACUCGUUACGUUAGCGAGCCAAAAUUGGGAAAUAUUGUCUUGUACAUACAUUUUUGAAUUGUUGAAAAAUGUUUCUUUUUUUUCUACCUUUUGUAGCGACUGCUGGCGCUGUCCCGCGAAGCGCCGAUGAAUGAAUGAAUGAACAAGGCUUUGAUUUUGUUUGCAAUAAAAGUUUGUGACUUUA